AUGACAUUCACUCUGCAUAGUCAGACCGAGGUUGCCCCACCUCCCGUCACCACGCCAAGCCCGACCUCAGAGGACCCGCAUGCACGCAUGGAUAGACUUGAGCAGAGGUUGAGGCAGUUGAGGACUUCAGACAGAGCCAUUACUUGGGAGGAUCUUGAUGGAGCACCAGUGGCCAGUUUACCGGCCAGGUUCAGGAUGCUAGAGAUUGAGCGAUACACGGGGAUUGGGUGCCCCCGCAUCCAUUUGAGGCUUUACAGUAUGAUCAUGAGGGCUCAUGGAUUGGACGAGGCUCAGAUGAUUAUGCUUUUCCCCAUGUCCUUGAAUGGCGCUGCACAACAUUGGUUUGCUUCUUUGGAUGUAUCACGUCGUCGGACUUGGGAUGAUCUGGCCCAAGAGUUCUUGAGACAGUAUGCAUUCAAUACUGUCGUCGACGUAUCGAGAAGGGAGCUCAAGGCUCUUAGGCAGAGAUUAGACGAGUCAGUUUCUUCAUUCAUUUCCCGUUGGCGCGGGAAGAUUGUCGAGAUCAUUGAUAGACCUUCACAGAGAGAUCAGAUACAGAUGGUCUUGAGGAGUUUACAGCCUAGGAUCGCUAGGCACAUAGUUGGGGUACCAUUUGCAGAUUUUGGCUCAUUGGUCCUGGCUUUAUAUGAUGUCGAGGACGGCAUCUCGAGAGGAUUAUGGAAGAAUUCUUCUCCUAGUGAUAUUAAGGGAAAGAAGCCCUUUAUAGGACAGAAGUCAGCAGAUGUGAGCACCAUUGUUUCUUCCAGUCAGAGGCCUCUCAGGCGCCAUCAGCGGAUCCCAUAG
Vitis riparia (riverbank grape) is the source of this 804-nucleotide messenger RNA. RefSeq lists its product as uncharacterized. The transcript has a single exon. Bases 1 to 804 code for a protein of 267 amino acids. The record is from RefSeq and is a predicted model, not a curated record. Lineage: Eukaryota; Viridiplantae; Streptophyta; Magnoliopsida; Vitales; Vitaceae.